Messenger RNA from Gigantopelta aegis, 1889 nucleotides. RefSeq lists its product as uncharacterized. Gene Ontology annotation, molecular function: chitin binding. The transcript has 5 exons. Gene Ontology annotation, cellular component: extracellular region. Lineage: Eukaryota; Metazoa; Mollusca; Gastropoda; Neomphalida; Peltospiridae. The record is from RefSeq and is a predicted model, not a curated record. The coding region runs from base 170 to 1243 and encodes 357 amino acids.
UGUACGAUUGGUUAAAUUUAUCCGGUUACGCAUCUCGUUAAAACACCGGCAUAUUUCAUUAACGCACCCGCACCAAGGAUCGGCGUCAUUAUAUAUAAAACUACAGGUGAAAUGCAAUCUUCACAUUAAACUGUCGGGAGUCAAGAAUAAUAACAACUGAAUCCUCAAGAUGAUUCUGUCAGCAAGUGUUUUUCUUCUCGUCAUUUCGACGUCCUUAGCACUGAACUGUAAUGGUCCGGCAGACAUCGUCGUAGCUGUUCCCGCAUCAAAAGAUGUCCCCGAUUCUGAGUUCCAGCACAUCGAAGCGUUCCUCGUCAACGUCACCCGAUACUUCAGUCUCCCCCAGACUCAGAUCGGCCUCAUUCUCUACGGUAACGACACCGAGGUCAUCUCCGGCUUAAAAUCCAAGCUGAACUCGUUUGAGACCAACACCAGAAUAACUCUUCUGUCUCAACGAUACUCCUACAAUGACACCGUUUCCGGCAGCCUCGAUGUGGCUGGAGCAAUCAGAGCCGUACACGAAAUGCUGACCUUGAAUGGGCGACAAGUCGCGACCAAGAUUGGAGUUAUCAUGACAUACGGUGGAUUGGAUCACGUGACAACAGACAACGAGACGGACGGAUCGACUGUGGACGAGAUUCUUCUGGCUGCCGGUAAAGCGCUGGGUGAUGACGUCAAACUCUACGCCACAGCGACCAAUGGCAGCAUUCCAUUCUUCCAGAAUAUCACACAAAACACGUGCAGGUUGUUCAGUUUCGGUAGCAUGGCCAACUUGAAGGAUGUGGUACCUUACAUCGCCAGCAGUAUGUGCUACCUAAUCGACGGGUCGGUCGUGUCAGAACAACCAAACAACUGCUUUCCUGAACUAAAACAGACUCCCCCAGUAGAAGAGUUCUUUUCCUGUCCAGCGACGUCAGUGGAGUACUUGCCCGACCCGACCAACUGCGCCUACUGGUACUACUGUGUGGGUGGGUCCGCCCUGCGACAGGCCUGUCCAGCCGGAACUCUGUUCGACGCGUCCGCCCUGAGAUGUGACUACAAGAACGGCGUGUCCUGCUUCACCGAGAUCAGCUGCCCAGAGCCGUUCGGGAUGUUCAACCACCCGUCCGACUGCUCCAAGUUCCUCAACUGUUUCGACAACAUCCCCCACGUCAUGGCCUGUCCCGGGGGAACCCUCUUCAACGCUGAGCGCGGGUACUGUGAUUUCGAAGUCAAUGUCCAGUGUCCGGUUGUUUCGGUGUAAUUUCUAAAGUGAUCGAUUUUGCGUAAUAUUUUAAGAGAAUGAUUUAUGCAAAGUUCAUUUGAUGUUUGUGUUAAAGCUGCAGUAUCUCACAUCCUUAUUAUAACAUUGUUUUAUAAUGCAAAAUACAACAACCAUAAUCAUAUAUUUACUAAAUUCUUGUCUUUUCACUAUCAACGCAUACAGUAAACUACCCUGCUAUAUGUUUAAAUUUUGUUUAUUUGUAUUAAAAGUGAAUUCUCUGUUUAAAACCCCACAAGGUAAAAUUCUCAAUGUUUUGUUUUAUAUCUAUACAUGUGUAUAUGACCUACAUUAGUGACUGCUUAUUGAAGAACAUUACUGGAAGAAAAAUAGUUCUAGAGGUUACAGCUUUAAGUUUUCAAUUUGUUUUACCUAUUUAUGUACAGAAGUUGUAUAUCUGUUUAUAUACCAUGCAAACUUACAUGUUGAAUGCUUGAACAUAUAUCAACUAGAGUAAAACCAAGUGUUUUAUGUUUUAGGAUGUUUUUGAAAUCCAGUUUUUUUCUUUUACAUUUUAAAUAUGAAUCAUAUCUGUAGUAGCGAUGUGUGCACGAGACGUAUGAAUUACAUAUUAUAUGUGAAUGAUCAAUAGAUAUAAAACGAAAAUAAAAUGAAAUAGUGAUUUUGA